Messenger RNA from Grammomys surdaster, 3335 nucleotides. It is a transcript of the gene Srbd1, whose product is annotated as S1 RNA binding domain 1. The record is from RefSeq and is a predicted model, not a curated record. Gene Ontology annotation, molecular function: structural constituent of ribosome; mRNA binding. The coding region runs from base 1 to 2802 and encodes 933 amino acids. Lineage: Eukaryota; Metazoa; Chordata; Mammalia; Rodentia; Muridae. Gene Ontology annotation, biological process: nucleobase-containing compound metabolic process; translation. The transcript has 19 exons.
AUGCCCUCAUUGCGCAGAAGAACAAAAAUAGAGGCUGAGAAUGCAGAACCCAAAGACGAGUGUUCUUUCUUCUCUGAGUUGUCAUCUGGCUCUGAAGAAGAUAACAAGGAAGAUAGCAUUUGGGAACCUCAGAAGAAAGUCACCAGAAGACAGUUGGCUUCCAAGGGAUCCAAACGGAAGCAGGGGCCUAGGGUGAAGAAGAGCUCCCAACAGGUGGAUGACAUAUCAAAAGAUGUGGCUGUUAAGGAGGAGUUGAACAGCCCAGUGGCUAUUGUUGAUGUUGAUUUGGAAGAGAAAAAUCACAAGUUGCGUACGACAAAGACUCUGAAAACUGCAGCAAAAAAGCAAAAAAACCCAGGCCAGACGGCUGUAAAAAGGUUGAAAGUUGAUGAGGAAACCAGCCAAGCCAGCCCCUUUGAGGGUAGAGGCAGUAAUGUGGAGACCCCCUCAACAAGCGUGUGUGGAGAUGUGUGUAAGAAGGAGGAGAUCGAGGACAACUUCACGUUUGAGCAGUCCCCGGUAAAGAGGAUGAAGACUGAGUCACAUCCUCAGGGGAGGCCCGCCAGGCUUCCCGGUGCCAGCGACGUGAAGGAGGAGGUGGAGAUGAACUGGGACAUGGUGCAGGUUUUAUCUGAGAGAACUAAUAUUGAACCUUGGGUUUGUGCCAACAUUAUCCGCCUCUUUAAUGAUGACAACACAAUCCCCUUUGUUGUACGCUAUCGAAAAGAGCUCAUUAAUAACCUUGAUGCUGAUUUCUUAAGAGAAGUUCGUCAAACCCUAGAUGAGCUACGGGAUGUUGCAAAGAAGGUUCAUAGUAGAAUCCAGAAAAUUAAGAAGGAGGGGAAGAUGUCUGAGUGCUUGCUACAAGCCUUGUUGAACUGUAAAACAUUUGAAGAACUAGAGCAUGUGUCUGCUCCAUAUAAAACGGGGAGCAAGGGCACCAAAGCCCAGAGAGCAAAACAGUUGGGGCUAGAAGGAGCAGCGUGGACUCUGCUGGAGAACCCGGGGCAGCUCAACCUGCUGUCUUACAUCAGGCCUGAUGUUAAAGGCCUUUCUGAGCUCAAGGAUAUCGAAACAGGAGUACAGCAUAUUUUAGCAGACAUGAUUGCUAAAGACAAAGAUACACUCGACUUUAUUCGGGACUUGAUUCUGGCCAUUAACCGAGGAGAGAAUUUGAAGAUACUGACAGUCAAGGUCAACAUUGCUGAUGGAGUGAAGAAUGAAUUCUGUCGGUGGUGUAUACAAAACAGGUGGAGGCCACAUGGCUUCGCACGGCCAGAGUUAAUGAAGAUCUUACAUAAUUCACUGGAUGACUCCUUUAAACGCCUCAUUGUUCCUCUCCUCUGUAGAGAGUUCAGAGCCAAACUGACAUCAGAUGCAGAGAAACAAUCAGUAAUGAUGUUUGGACAGAAUCUCCGCCAGCUUCUUUUAACAAGUCCGGUACCAGGCCGUACCCUGAUGGGAGUAGAUCCUGGCUACAAACAUGGAUGCAAACUAGCCAUUGUUUCUCCUACUAGUCAGAUACUUCAUACUGAUGUGGUUUAUUUGCACUGUGGACAAGGCUUCCGAGAGGCAGAGAAGAUCAAGAGGCUUUUGCUGCAUUUCAACUGCAGCACAGUGGUGAUUGGAAAUGGAACUGCCUGCCGGGAAACUGAAGCUUACUUUGCUGACCUGAUAAUGAAAAAUUACUUUGCACCACUGGAUGUUGUUUACUGCAUCGUCAGUGAAGCAGGGGCCUCUAUCUACAGUGUCAGCCCCGAAGCUAACAAGGAGAUGCCAGGGCUAGACCCUAACUUGAGAAGUGCAGUUUCCAUAGCAAGGCGUGUUCAAGAUCCAUUAGCUGAGCUAGUGAAAUUUGACCCAAAGCACAUUGGAGUUGGAAUGUAUCAGCAUGAUGUAUCCCAGACAUUACUCAAGGCAACACUGGACAGUGUUGUAGAAGAAUGUGUCAGCUUUGUGGGAGUGGAUAUUAACAUCUGUUCUGAGGUUUUGUUAAGGCAUAUUGCAGGACUUAAUGCCAAUAGAGCCAAAAAUAUUAUUGAGUGGCGAGAGAAAAAUGGGCCUUUCAUCAACCGAGAACAGUUGAAGAAGGUAAAAGGGCUUGGUCCAAAAUCCUUCCAGCAGUGUGCUGGCUUCGUCAGAAUCAACCAGGAUUACAUCCGGACAUUCUGCAGUCAGCACACUGACUCUUCAGGCCAGAGCCAGGAAGCUGCCAUGGUCACGAAUGAGAAGCUGGGCAAAAAGAAGAACAAAGCAGAUGUCACCUUCGUACCAAACCCACUGGACCAGACUUGCAUCCAUCCGGAAUCCUAUGACAUAGCAGCCAGGUUUUUAUCAUUCAUUGGGGGGACACUGUGUGAGAUUGGAAAGCCUGAAAUGCAACAGAAAAUAAAUUUAUCUCUUGGGAAAGAAGGCAUAGAGAAAACUGCUGAAAGAUUACAGACAACUGCACACACCCUGCAGGUCAUCAUAGAUGGUCUGAGCCAGCCCAAAACCUUUGACAUCCGAACAGAUUUUGAUAAGCCUGACUUCAAGCGAAGCAUAGUUUGUCUGGAAGAUCUGCAGGUUGGGACAGUUCUUACAGGCAAAGUGGAGAAUGCCACCCUGUUUGGAGUUUUCGUGGAUAUAGGCGUGGGAAAGGCAGGGCUGAUUCCUAUCCGGUUCAUAACAGAAGCAAAGCUAUCUAAAACAAAGAGGAGAAGGAGCCUAGGCCUCGGCCCUGGAGAAAAAGUGGAGGUGAAAGUCCUCAGCGUUGACAUUCCCCGAUCUAGGAUUUCUCUCGACCUUCUCCGGGUAUUGUGAGUGUCCCACUGAAGGCCAAAUACCAAGGCACUCCCUCAUUUCUCCAGCCUGAGGAAGAUGAGCCAGAGCUCAUGGAACCUAGAGAGCAAAUGAGAGGGGCUCCUGGAUAGAAGUAUUUAUCACACUAUCCUGACUUCUACAAAGACCAGUGGACGUCCUCACCGGCGUCCUACAGCAGCAGUCUCUGUCUUCAUAAUUCCUCAUUGGUCACACUCUCUACAGCAGGUGGCUUCACAUUCUCCUGCUAACGUCUGCUGCCUUAGACUUGGGUGGGUUGUCUUGCUUAUUAGAAAUGUGUGGUGUUGAUUGACACAUUAAAACUAGUGGUCUUUAAUGCUGCCAUUUUAUUGAGGUAUUAUUAGCAUUUUUGCUCAUAAUUUAUACUUUUGGAAUAAUCUUUAUUUUCCUUAGCAAACCAAGUAAAAAUAUACUAGUAAAAGAUUAUCAUGUAUUUAUGACCCAUCAACUGAAUCAUUUCAGUGUGUUCCUCAGAACAUGUGUGUUGACCUCUACAAUAAAUGACUGGCUGGUGA